Messenger RNA from Merops nubicus (carmine bee-eater), 966 nucleotides. It is a transcript of the gene RHBDD1, whose product is annotated as rhomboid domain containing 1. Gene Ontology annotation, cellular component: membrane. The record is from RefSeq and is a predicted model, not a curated record. The transcript has 6 exons. Gene Ontology annotation, molecular function: serine-type endopeptidase activity. NCBI's taxonomy places the organism in Eukaryota, Metazoa, Chordata, Aves, Coraciiformes, Meropidae.
AUGCAGCGAAGGCAGGGAAGAGUCAGUGCUGGGCUGCUUUUAUUGCUUUAUCAAAUUUCUCAAGUUGGACUGGAGAACAUUCCUCCUGUCACCCUUGGGGUGCUUGCAGUGAACAUUUUCCUCUUCCUGAACCCCGUGAAGCCGCUGUCGGAGGCGUGCAUCAGCGUCAGCGAAGGCUUCUACCGGCGGGACUGGCAGCGCCUGCUGCUCUCCCCCGUCCACCAUGCGGAUGACUGGCACCUCUAUUACAACAUGAUUUCCAUGCUUUGGAAGGGGAUAAUGCUGGAAAAAAAGCUUAAGAGCUUAUGGUUCGGAUACAUAGUUGUGGUGUUUUCAGUGCUGAUUGGAGUUGUUUAUAUGGUGCUGGAAUUCACGCUUAUGAAAUUUCUGGAUGAUCCUUCGUACGAAAUGAAUUGUGCUGUAGGCUUUUCAGGAGUUUUGUUCGCUCUGAAAGUUCUCAACAACCAUUACAAUCCAGGAAGAAUCAGCAAUGUCCUUGGCUUACCCAUACCCAGCAGAUACGCGUGUUGGGCGGAGCUGGUGGCUAUUCAUUUAAUUGCCCCAGGAACUUCUUUUGCUGGGCAUCUGGCAGGGAUUCUCGUUGGCUUGAUGUACACUACAGGACCUCUGAAAACAAUCAUGAAAGCCUGUGCAGGUGCCAUUUCUUCAUUCACUAACCCUGCCAGACCAAGGGACUACUAUUCAGGUAAACGCUCUUCUUACCCAUAGUAUUCUGGCUCUCCAGGUUACCAGUACAGGCCGUCGAGGAGCUAUUACGAUUACACUGGUGGGCUCUCUGAAGAGGAGCAGCUGGAGAGGGCGGUGCUGAACAGUCUGCACGAGAGAGGCUCCGGUGGAGCGACGCACGGGAACGAGCGGCGGCCGUACGGCUUCUGGUGGCCGCCGGAGCCGCGCUCGGAGGAGGAGCUGAGACGGCAGAGGCUGCGCAGGUUCGAGAGGCAGUGA